UUCAGCCUCCAGGCUGUCAGACAAAUCCGCCUAUCGAGGGUGGAGACUGGAGAGCGGAGGUCGCCUGCCACUUUCUGCGACGCCGACCGGACACCAUGGCGGACAGCCGGGAUCCAGCCAGAGACCAGAUGAAGUUAUGGAAGGAUCAGCGGGCUCGCCAGAAGCCCGAUGUCCUGACCACUGGAGCUGGAAAUCCCAUUGGAGACAAGCUUAACAUAAUGACAGCAGGCCCUAAAGGGCCCCUCCUGGUUCAGGAUGUGGUUUUUACAGAUGAAAUGGCUCACUUUGACCGAGAGAGAAUUCCCGAGAGAGUUGUGCAUGCCAAAGGAGCAGGGGCCUUUGGCUACUUUGAGGUCACACAUGACAUUACCAAAUACACCAAGGCCAAGGUAUUCGAGCAUGUUGGGAAGAGGACUCCCAUUGCUGUCCGAUUCUCCACUGUUGCUGGAGAAGCAGGCUCAGCAGACACCGUUCGUGACCCUCGUGGCUUUGCAGUGAAAUUUUACACAGAAGAUGGUAACUGGGAUCUUGUUGGAAAUAAUACUCCUAUUUUCUUUAUAAGGGAUGCCAUAUUGUUUCCAUCUUUUAUCCACAGUCAAAAGAGGAACCCUCAAACACAUCUGAAGGAUCCAGACAUGGUCUGGGACUUCUGGAGCCUUCGGCCUGAGUCUCUUCAUCAGGUUUCUUUCUUAUUCAGUGAUCGUGGGAUUCCAGAUGGGCAUAGACACAUGAAUGGAUAUGGAUCGCAUACUUUCAAGCUGGUUAACGCAAAUGGAGAAGCUGUUUAUUGCAAGUUCCACUAUAAGACUGACCAGGGCAUCAAAAACCUCACUGUGGAGGAUGCAGCCAGACUUUCCCAGGAAGACCCAGACUAUGGCCUCCGAGACCUCUUCAACUCCAUCGCCACAGGCAACUAUCCUUCCUGGACAUUCUACAUCCAGGUCAUGACGUUCAGUCAGGCAGAAACUUUUGAAUUCAAUCCAUUUGAUUUAACCAAGAUAUGGCCGCAUAAGGAAUACCCACUUAUCCCAGUUGGUAAACUCGUCUUAAACCGGAAUCCAGUUAAUUACUUUGCUGAGGUUGAACAGAUCGCCUUUGACCCAAGCAACAUGCCCCCUGGUAUUGAGCCCAGCCCUGACAAAAUGCUUCAGGGCCGCCUGUUCUCCUAUCCUGACACUCACCGCCACCGCCUGGGACCCAACUAUCUUCAGCUCCCUGUGAACUGUCCCUUCCGUGCUCGAGUGGCCAACUACCAGCGCGACGGCCCCAUGUGCAUGCAUGACAAUCAGGGUGGUGCUCCCAAUUACUACCCCAACAGCUUCAGUGCUCCAGAGCAGCAGCCUCGGGCCCUGGAGCAUAGUGCUCAAGUCUCUGCAGAUGUACGACGCUACAACAGUGCCAAUGAAGACAAUGUUACUCAGGUGCGGGCAUUCUAUACCAAAGUGCUGAACGAAGAGGAAAGAACUCGCCUGUGCCAGAACAUCGCCGGCCACCUGAAAGAUGCACAGCUUUUCAUCCAGAAGAAAGCGGUCAAAAACUUCAGUGACGUGCAUCCUGACUAUGGGGCCCGCAUUCAGGCUCUUUUGGACAAACACAAUGCUAUGAAAUCUAAGGGCGCAAUUCAUACCUUGAUUCAACAUGGCUCUCACUUGGCGGCAAAGGAGAAAGCUAAUCUGUGAAGUUGGGGGGCCCCCUUUCUGCAGCCUGAAUUGCUCUCUGCCUUGGAAGCAAGCCUAGCAUAAUCCACUCAACAGCCUACUUAUACUGGAUUAGAAGAUUCUCCCUUGUUAGAUGCGCAGAUGCAAGAUAACAUUUUCAAGUGAUGAGCCAAGAUUCUAAUAGCAAAUAAUAUAAUAACAGCUUCGACUGCUGCUCCCCCUAGGGGAUAAUGAAGGUUAAGGUUUAACAAUCAUUUAACACAGUUUUUUGCUUUAGACAGUUGGUUGGAUUAUUCACUUAAAAAGACUAGAAUAAAAUCUUUUUUUUGGACAGAUGUUACUUUGAUCCAUAAGAGAAAAAAAAUCACUUGUGAAAUUGAUAUGUUAUGGCCAAUUAUGUAAAACCAUGGCUAUCGUUGUAUAAUAAAUGAUAAAAGUAAUCUACUGAAGAAUUUUAAUUUUUCUAAGUUCUUAAAGGAAAGAUAGUGCGUUGAUGUCUUUCUUGAGUGACUUUAGUACCAUCAUGAAACAUGUUUAUUCCUUCUUGGAAUAGAUCAAAUUUUCAUAUUUUAAACUUGGAAUUACAUUUAUGCUGAUACAGCAUUGAUUUUUGCAAGAUUGAUUUGUAAUUGCUUACAUUUUUACAAUAAAAUAAUCUAUAUAUAAGAA
This is a messenger RNA of Suncus etruscus (white-toothed pygmy shrew), 2327 nucleotides long. RefSeq names its product catalase (gene CAT). The record is from RefSeq and is a predicted model, not a curated record. The coding region runs from base 96 to 1679 and encodes 527 amino acids. Gene Ontology annotation, cellular component: cytoplasm; mitochondrion; peroxisome. Lineage: Eukaryota; Metazoa; Chordata; Mammalia; Eulipotyphla; Soricidae. Gene Ontology annotation, biological process: response to hydrogen peroxide; hydrogen peroxide catabolic process. The transcript is spliced from 13 exons. Gene Ontology annotation, molecular function: catalase activity; heme binding.